AUGACCUCAGAAACCAUGUACGGCAGCUGGUCUCUCCGAGUCGACAAUUCUAAGCCUACCUUGAAGGCGCUGGUUGACACUCCACUAGAUGAUGCCAAAGACAAUCUCACGACUCCCGCUGUUAUCAACGAGGGGGACCAUAACACCCUAGUCAAUCUUCAAGUACAAUUCAAGGACCGAGAGAAGGGUGCCAGCCAUUGGAGCAAAGCUACAGGAUUGCUCAUCAGACCAGAUCUCGUAGUUACAACGGGUCACGCCACCUACGAUCAUGAUAAUGGACGAGGAAAGGCUGUUGAAGUACUCGCUUACGUGGGCUACAAUAGUAAGAAGCCUAUCGAUGACCCCAGUGUUCACGUCCGCAAAGGUCUCAAAGUUGCUGUACCUAAGGCCUGGAUUGAUGGGGAUCGAUAUCGGACGCAGGAUAUUGCUUUCAUUCAGCUUGAUCGUCCCUUCAAAGAUAUCAUGCCUUUCCAGUAUGGUGCCAAACCAGGGGGUGGUGAUCAUCCUUCCCUGGGAGUGAUUGGCUAUCCCGGCGAUAGCGACAGCGAUGGGGCUGCGGUACAGAUGUAUGGAAGCUGGAAUGGAGAGACAUAUGGUCUUGCCAAGGAACCUGGAGGCCAGCACUUUACCAGAAGUGCAUCCCGAAUCCCUCUUGAGGGAGUUAUGAAGGCUAUGGAUGGCUCUGGAACAGCAGUGAAAACGGUCGGAGGUAUUGAUUACAUUCAUGUACGGGGUCCGAAUAACGCUUGA
This is a messenger RNA of Fusarium coffeatum, 750 nucleotides long. RefSeq lists its product as uncharacterized. The record is from RefSeq and is a predicted model, not a curated record. Bases 1 to 750 code for a protein of 249 amino acids. The transcript is spliced from 2 exons. Gene Ontology annotation, biological process: proteolysis. Gene Ontology annotation, molecular function: serine-type endopeptidase activity. NCBI's taxonomy places the organism in Eukaryota, Fungi, Ascomycota, Sordariomycetes, Hypocreales, Nectriaceae.